AUGGCCUUUGGCACGGAGGCUGUUUUGCCAAUUGAGACGUCAAUACCAUCAGGAAGGGUCAAAAAUUUCGAUGCCACAACCAAUGGGGAGGGUCUCCGUUUGAACAUUGACCUCAUCGAGGAGAAAAGGGAGCGAGCCGAUCUACACAACCAAGUUUACAAGCAGCGAGUUGCACGCCACUAUAAUCACAGAGUCAGGACCCGGACGUUGGGACUGGGGGACUGGGUAAUGAAGAAAAUCAUGACCAAGCCGGCAGCCCUGGAUCCGAGUUGGGAAGGGCCAUACGUGAUACUGGAAGAGGUCGGUCCAGCAACUUUCUUCCUCCGGGAUCAGGAUGGGAUUGUCACUGGACGCCCUUGGAAUACGGAGCACCUGAGAUUCUAUCCAGUGUAA
Messenger RNA from Fragaria vesca subsp. vesca, 393 nucleotides. RefSeq lists its product as uncharacterized. Lineage: Eukaryota; Viridiplantae; Streptophyta; Magnoliopsida; Rosales; Rosaceae. The record is from RefSeq and is a predicted model, not a curated record. Bases 1 to 393 code for a protein of 130 amino acids. The transcript has a single exon.